AUGCUGUUUAGAAACCACCUCAGCUUGAGGGGGUAUUCAAAUCAAGGCUUUGAGGCAGCACACUCAUUACAGCGUCAGUUAUAUUCAAAGGCUACUUCCUGUGACAGGCAUGGUCAUGCUACAUCAAGUUAGUUUUAUAUUUUACUUUUUUAGUACUUUAUUUUUUAUAUUAUCAAACAUCUCAACACUACAGUACUUGAAACUAAUAUUGUCACCUACUUAAAUAUUGUUAGAACUGAACUAACAACUCUUUUUGUAGAAAGGCUAGGAAGCUCAUCAUAUGUCAUUUUCACAUUGUUUUGUGAUACCACAGAUGAUGCACAGUUCAUAAAGAUAUGAAAAGCUCUUGAAUUUUAGCUUCAGUCAAUUGAAAAUCCUUGAACUUUAAAUCUCGUUUUGAAUAUCCUUUAAUCUUAAGAUCUUUCAUCGUUAGCAAAAUAAUUUCCUGUUGGAGAAUAUCCAUAGGUAUUAAAGAUACCUUUAGCAUCAGUUUUUCAUGGGAUACUGCAAACUGUAAACUGCAGUCUGCAGUCACCCAUUUACAGUUUCACUUUGCCUGGAUUUUGAAAUUUAGGCAGACAUUCAUUGUUUAUCACCAGCUCUAACUAGUACAUCAGAGGGUGGUGUAGAAAGCUGCUUUUUAAAUGUAAGGCUGAACAAUAAUAUUAUUGUUAGUGGCAAAAACAUUGCUGUAAGUCACCUACUGCUGUAAGCCCUUCCUGCCAUUAAAACUUAAAUUGCGAACUGCGAACUGCAAACGCGACCAGAAGACCACUUGUUCUCAUAUUUGAGACCUGUUUGCAGUGUCCCAUGCAUGAAAAACCUGAUGCUAAAGGUCUUUAUUGAAAUUUUAAAUGCCAAUUUACAGUUAGUAUUGAAGUCAUUGUUCAAGGCAUACCAUAUUAGUAAAAUAUCAGUUUUUGGGAGCUAAACUGUACAUGUUCUUGAAUAUUAUGUAUCUUAUUGUGUGAAAACUAGAAUCCAUUGGGGAAAAAGGCAAAGUCUGGUUUAAUCACAUGUUUUUGUUGGUAUUGAAGUUUGGCACUUUUGAAUAAUCAACUUUAUUUCAUAUAUUAAGUCCAACAGAUUUUGCAACAUUUCUUUUCUGAAGAGUUGCUGUUCCUGUGGCUUUGCUUCAGAAUGGCUAUAGAGAGCAUGGAAAANUGCAGUGUCCCAUGCAUGAAAAACCUGAUGCUAAAGGUCUUUAUUGAAAUUUUAAAUGCCAAUUUACAGUUAGUAUUGAAGUCAUUGUUCAAGGCAUACCAUAUUAGUAAAAUAUCAGUUUUUGGGAGCUAAACUGUACAUGUUCUUGAAUAUUAUGUAUCUUAUUGUGUGAAAACUAGAAUCCAUUGGGGAAAAAGGCAAAGUCUGGUUUAAUCACAUGUUUUUGUUGGUAUUGAAGUUUGGCACUUUUGAAUAAUCAACUUUAUUUCAUAUAUUAAGUCCAACAGAUUUUGCAACAUUUCUUUUCUGAAGAGUUGCUGUUCCUGUGGCUUUGCUUCAGAAUGGCUAUAGAGAGCAUGGAAAAUGGUGAUUAUCUUCUAAAAUGUUUGCCUGCUAGAAACAUUAUAUAAUGGAACUUCUUUUUAUGUCAGUCCCUUAGAUGUGUAGUCAAAUGUAUUCUCCCUGGUUGAGACAACGUUAUGUAAAAAACUGAGAGUUGUGUAUUCCUAUAAAGAGCAUACACUAUAUUCAAUGACAACAUUACUAUGCACUUUAACUUUUUCUACCUGGAAUCAGGUGAGAUAACAUUAAUAUGUUGUCAUUCUUCCUCUUGAGCAGUAGAAAACUAACCACAUAAAAACUUAGAGCUUAUUGAACACAGUCUGUUAAAAUCUUUUUUGUUGUUGUUGUUUUAACUGUGACUGGUUCCAUUAUUCUGCCAAUGCCAAUGUUUUUUUUUUGUAUGUCAGGUAAACCAUUCCAUUCUAGAGGCUGCGGUUGGUCCAGAAAAAAAGAUGAUCAAAGGAUGACAUGGCCUGAAGUUUCACCAUGA
Molecule: messenger RNA, 1996 nt
Organism: Porites evermanni
Lineage: Eukaryota; Metazoa; Cnidaria; Anthozoa; Scleractinia; Poritidae
Source: the annotation of a GenBank genome assembly